Molecule: messenger RNA, 5058 nt
Organism: Hippocampus comes (tiger tail seahorse)
Lineage: Eukaryota; Metazoa; Chordata; Actinopteri; Syngnathiformes; Syngnathidae
Gene: ercc6l2
Product: excision repair cross-complementation group 6-like 2
Exons: 20
Coding region: 255-3575 (1106 amino acids)
Molecular function (GO): ATP binding
Source: RefSeq, a predicted model, not a curated record
GCAUCUAAAACUAGCGAAAGUGCCGCGACGGAUGUACAAAUAUCUAAACAAUGCUGCUGGUACUGUAUGAUGGUCGGGCAACUGACGAGUCUCAACUGUCAACUAUCAAGUCUGUUUUUGGAAAAUGUUACGCGGACGAGAGUUUUAUUCUACCGUAAAUGAAGCAUUAGGUUUUUUGCAAAGUGUCAUGGAGUCUUGCUCUCAAAUGUCGCUUUUACUCCGUAUGAAGAGGAAGCGAGGAUGCUAAUAAUAGCAUGACGGAGUCUACCUCAGUUGGAGAAGCAGCUUGGCACACCCGCCACCACCUGGUGCCUGAUCAUGGUGAUGACACCCAGCAUUUAGACACCACCCACAGAUGGAACACCACAUCCGGUAGUGAUGACGAUGAUGUCACUGAUGGCUACACUGAAGAGGAGGAAGCGAAAGAAGAUGAUGUUACAUCAAAACUCACAGCAUCUGAUUUUAAUAAUCUGAAGCGAGAGAAGCCAUUGUUUUCCAGCGGCGUGGAACAUUCCAGGGCAUGUGUUCCCUUAAAGCUGUAUGAUGGAAGUGAAGACAUUGUUCCCUACACCAUCAACAGAUACCUGAGGGAUUAUCAGAGAGAAGGCAUCAGGUUUAUUUACAGUAACUAUCGCCAUUCCAGAGGAUGUAUCCUGGGUGAUGACAUGGGCCUUGGGAAGACCGUGCAGGUCCUUGGUUUCCUCGCGGCGGCGUUGCACAAAAAAGGAACUUGGGAGGACAUUGAGAGCAACAAGCCUCACUUUCUGCAAAGUCAGACUCCAUCCAAGCAGAGGAAGCCAAAGAAACUUUUCCUGAUUGUGGCCCCGCUGUCAGUGCUGUAUAACUGGAAAGAUGAACUGGACACCUGGGGCCACUUCCAGUAUGCGGUGGUCCACGGGUUGAGGAAACAGGAGGAGCUGGCUCGCGUCAAGAAGGGCCGCGUGGAGAUCACGCUCACCACCUAUGAGACUCUUCGCCUCUGUCUGACUCAAUUUAAUAACAUCACCUGGUCCGCUGUGUUUGUAGACGAGGCUCACAAGAUCAAGAAUCCAAACUCUCAAAUCACUCAAGCGAUGAAGGGUCUCAAAUGUCAGAUCAGGAUUGGCCUAACUGGCACCAUCCUUCAGAAUAACCUUGAGGAGUUGUGGUGUGUUAUGGACUGGGCCGUCCCUGGCUGUCUUGGCAACCUGGGGCAUUUUAAGACCAAGGUAUCAGAACCAGUUGAGCGAGGCCAGAAACACAGUGCUACCAAGCGAGCCUUAGCGACAGCGAGAAAGACCAUCAGAGACCUGGUGAGAAAGAUUUCCUACUGUUUCCUCCGAAGGACCAAAUUGCUCAUCCAGGACCAACUCCCGAAGAAGGAUGACAGGGUGGUGUACUGCUCUCUGACUGACUUUCAGCAGACGGUCUACCAAACUGUGCUAGACUCUGAAGAUGUGCAAUUGCUUUUGAGGUCUUCAGAGAAAUGCGAUUGCCAAAGUGGACGUGCUCGAAGGAGAUGCUGCUAUAAAAUCAAUUCUGAGGGUGUGCCAGCGAAGGCGCUAUACUUCACUUAUCUGUCUGUACUGAGGAAGGUUGCCAGUCACGUGGCACUGCUCCAGUCCACCACAGGCACCAGUAAGAAACAGGAAAAGUGCGUGAGCGCCAUUUGUCAAAAGGUGUUCCAGAAGUUUCCAGAGUUUAUGCGGAGGUGCAAAGAUGAAGCAUUUGAGGCGCUGUCGGACCCGAUGUAUAGUGGCAAAAUGAAGGUUUUGCAGAAGCUCCUAAGAUUCUAUCUGCAAAGGAAAGACAAGGUGCUCCUCUUUUCACUAUCAACUCAGCUGUUGGACAUUCUGGAGAGCUACUGCAUGGCUGAAGGGUAUGACUAUAGCAGGUUGGAUGGGAGCACCAAAGCCAAGGAACGAGUCCACAUCGUCAAGGAGUUCAACACCUCCGCUCACAUCAACCUGUGCCUGGUGUCCACCAUGGCGGGAGGUCUUGGUCUAAACUUUGUAGGGGCCAAUGUGGUGAUAUUAUUUGAUCCAACGUGGAACCCAGCCAAUGACCUCCAGGCUAUUGACAGAGCGUAUCGCAUUGGCCAGUGCAGAGACGUGACUGUUUUCAGGCUAAUCUCAUUGGGGACCGUGGAGGAAAUUACCUAUCUCAGACAAGUUUACAAACAGCAAUUGCAGAGCUCUGUUGUCGGCGUGGAGAGCGCACGGCGGUACUUUGAUGCCGUGCAGGGCGCCUAUAAGGGGGAACUGUUUGGCAUUAAUAACCUCUUCAGGCUGCAGACCCAAGGCACUUGCCUCACCCGCAAAAUACUUGAGCGUGAAGGACAAGUGGAGGCGGGCGUCAUGACAACCAGCACACACACAAACGUGGAGGCUGUGGAGGAGGAGGAAGAGGAGGACAAGACCCAUAGGCACGGCGUUGGCGAAGCUGGAGAUGCAUCCAAGGAGAGCUCGGGUGAAUCUAAGAUCCCCAGAGGGCUGCAGGACUUCAGUAGUGGGAGUGACGAUGAUGUCGAGGCGGAGCGGGGAAGUCCCAGUGGAGGGCGUGGCACAAGAAAUAUGGAUUCCUCCACCAGGCUUGGUCCAACCAGUUUGCUGCAGCAGGAUUUUGCCAUACUGCUCCAAAGGCUUCAAGCAAUGCCGGAGUCGGGUGAUGGGGACAGUAGUUCAGGUGGUGAGGGGACAAGCACUUCGGUCUCCAAGAGCUUCAACAUUGGGAAUAAUGUUUACCCUGAACAGGGAAAAAUCACGAUAUUGAACGGCAAUACAAAACAAGGCCCGAAAUUAUGUAGGACCAGUGUAGAGGCGAGUGACAAGGAGAGUGCGAGAAGUUCCAAAAAUCCGCUGCUUUCCAAAUCGCACCGCUUUGAGCAAUAUUCCGAUGAAUCGGAUGAUUUCGACAUUGAGACGCUAACACGGUCUAAGGGUGACACCCUGAACCCCCACCAAAAAACACGAAGGAAACUACAAGGAAGAAGAGUACACAGCAGAAGGAGAAACACGAGCAGAGGAGCCAUGUUCACUGAGGACAUUGAGACCUUCACAACUUCAGAGGACGAGAACACCAAGCGCGCAGAUAAAACCAAAGCAGGGCUACCAAAAGAUGGUCAAGGAUCUGGAACAAGCUCGGGUCGACAUGAAGGUUCUACAUUCACUCAUGUGGAAAGGCAAACAUCUACAGCCUCCACAGAAACCAUUGAUACUAUCUUAGGUGGGGUGCGGGAGGUGGCGUACACGCAUUCCAACCAGCGCGUGGUGGGCGGGAGCAAAGCCGAGGAGCUGAUCAGUAGAGCCGCGAUGAAGGAUGUGUUUGAGCGCAAGAUGUACUCUCAACUUCCUGCAAAUGAACUCCUCACCCCCGAUGAGGGAAGCUUGUCAGAAAGCCAACCCGACCAACAGCCUUGUGCCGCUCUCAACGUUCCGCAGCAGCUUCCUGGUCAUCACCCUGUCACUUUCACUAAGAGCAUCGUGCAGCACACCAGAUGUAACACCUUUAUCUUGGGGCAGACCCCUCUCGCCAUGCGCAGAGGGAACCCCACAGCUGUGAGGAUUCAUUUUCAUUUUUGCCUGUUCCUCCAUUAGUGUGACAAGGGAAAGGUGAGAUGUCUGUUUACAUUUCCUGCCAAAAUAAGCUGAGUGUCAAUGUGCGUGCAAAAUAAGCUGAGUGUCAAUGAGCGUGUUACAAAGUGGACGCGCCGACGUGGCUUUGCAGAGUUUAUUUGCACAAGUCAAGACAGUGACACCUAGUUUGAUUUGACUUUAAAAAAAAAGUGAAUGACCAGUGGCCUUCAUUGACCCGAGGGGGCCCUCAACCCAACCAAUCCACCCGUAGAUACGCUGCGUGCAUAACAAAGUGAUGAAACACAUCCCGAGAGCACGCUGUCAGAAGUGCAGGUUGAGUGGAGUCACCAAGUGUCCCUCAAGGUACUAUCUGUAUUCAUUUGUUGUAGAAGGGCCAAAUUACUAUACUCUGAGGUAGCGGUUUGUAAUUUUUAAAAAAAAUGCAACAUGAGCUUUUAUAACCAAGAUUACGUUUCUGAAUAUCAGAUCCAGCCGUAUCAAGGCGUACCAGUGCAGUACAGUUUUAUGUUUUGCGGUAAACCAACAAUUAGAGGAAAGGUACAUUAAAAAGUCAAAUUAAGUUCACCUAUAAAGGUUGGAUUGUAUUUUAGGUUUAUCACGAAAGUUCUUCCGAAAAAUGCCUAUCUGUAACUUUUUGUGACUGUCCUCUGUGACCCAGCAGGGGGUGGGGCGGAACGCAGGGAGGUCUGUUCAGAACAAAAAUGGUGUGUUUUCUUACGAGGGUAAAUAUUGAGGGACGAGAAAUAAACGUACGGAAAAAAGGCAGGAUUUUUUUUUUCUGCUAAACUGCCGGCCUCUCUGUUGCGCUGCCAAGGGCCCGUGCGUCACUUGAUCCAUUGUUUAGCGGACGGAGGUCUCGCUAAGCAAGUGGCGGCCUCCGCGCUCCAGCUGUAGCUCCUGCACUGUUUAUGUUUGCAAGGCCCUUUGCCUUGAAGUGGGCCUACACAAGCAAAGCUGAGCCAUAUGUGAGCGGCGGCCCGAUGGAGAACUUUUGCUGUAGCCUGCUUUCUUUUUUUGGAAUCCACCUCUUUUCCCUCCUCUUCUCAUCAUUAGCUCCUCAUCCUUUUCCCACCACCAUUUUGUCUUCACAGUGUGGUCUCUCGGAGAAGAUGGAGGGCUGGAAUUAUCUUCGGUGGAACCACAAAGAAUUGCUAAAUAGCUCACUCUGCUGCACUAACACUCAUUACCUUUUCAUGUAGCUACAGUGGAACCUUUGACGGCGAAUGCCUCUAAAGUGCUCACAUGUGGAAUUUUAUACCAAAAAUUAACGGGGAACCCUUACUAAUUUGUGAGUUAUAAUUUCACAAAUACUCAAUUUUUCAUGAACUCAUCAACAACUACUCUUGGCUGGGAAAUGCACUUACGGACUCUGUUACAUUGAGCUACAUUCCCCUCACUGCUUGUAUGUAUUAUUGUUUGUACACAGCGAGACUUGCGUCACAGCUGUUUCACCAAUCCACUAUAAAUACAAGUGACGUUAAGU